Gastrolobium bilobum is the source of this 1242-nucleotide messenger RNA. RefSeq lists its product as uncharacterized. The transcript has a single exon. Lineage: Eukaryota; Viridiplantae; Streptophyta; Magnoliopsida; Fabales; Fabaceae. Bases 98 to 595 code for a protein of 165 amino acids. The record is from RefSeq and is a predicted model, not a curated record.
UUCUCUUUGUUACAUAUUCUCUAUUAUAGUUUCUAUUAUUGUUCACCCUUUUUCUCCUCUCUUGCAAAGACAACAAAACAAACCAAUCUGCACCAAAAUGGCUUCUCAAGUUUGUGAAACUUUGGCUUUCAUCAACGAUGAUGAUGGGGUCAGAGGGAUGGAAGUCUUGGAAAUCAACGGUGCUCUUUUGAUGUCAUUGAUGGAAGAAUCACCAAGUGAAGAGAGCGAUAAUGAUAGAUUAGAUAGCUUGAUUAGAUCUUUUGAGGCUGAAAUAAGUGGAAAUAAGAUCAUGGGGUGUCAUGAUUCUGCAUCCACAGAAUUGAUGAGUAAUAUUGAAGAGGAUACUCAAUUAUGGAACAUAGGUGAGAUGGACGGCCAGGAUUAUUGGGCUUCAUCAUGUGAAUUUGAGGUGGAAUUUGUAGAUAUGGAUUUGAUGCCAUCCUCACCAUGUGAUGAUGGGAGCUGGUUUAUUGACCCUUUUGAUGAUGAGAAGAAUAAUGGGAUGGCUAACAACUUGAUGGUGUAUGAUGGGUUUGCCAUGGGAGAACAUGGAUACAAUUCCCUUUGGCAAGAAAAUUAUGAGAUGUGCCAUUGAUGCUUUGUUAUUGCUUAUGUAUAUUCAUGUUGUAAUUCUCAAACUUAUUUCUAUAAAUAGUUUUGGGCAAAGAUUAUAUGCAAAAGGAGCUUAUGAAUUUGGGAAACAAAAAUGACCCUCCUUAAAAAAGUAACAAUUUCUUUGAGGACUUAUACUGGACAAGAAACAAGGGUAAAGCAGUUAAACACCUCGUGACCAUAGAAAUAUAUAACUUUUCGGAGGAAUAUUUAUAUGCGGACCAACUAGUUUGCUUUGUUAGACAUAAGAAAAGUCUAAGAUUUAUCAAAGAAUAUAAUUUUCUAAAUUAUUAACGGGGAAUACUAAGAAUAAUAAAGUGUUAACAAAGUUGUUAUCUCAGGGGUAUUAGAGUAGCAUUAAUUUGUUAGGAUCCUGAUUGUAACUAUCACGGUUUGUUACCUUGUAUAUUAAAAUAGAUUAGCUUGAUUUAUGCUUUCUGUUCCUUAGUUUUAGCUGAUUUCCUGAUGUAAAUAGAUUAGCUUGAUGUAUGCUUUCUGUUCCUUAAGUUUAGCUGAUUUCCUGAUGUAACCAAUUGUAAAUCUUGGUCUAUAUAAUAGACCCAAUUUGAUAUAUCAUCAAGCUGCGAAUGACAGCAACUUCUGUUAUGGUAUCAAGAGCUUGACGAUCAA